AGAGAGGGAGAGAGAGAGAGAAUUCCUCCACCCUCAUAAUAUAAAUAGGAGUGAUUGUUUAGGAGGGACUUUAUCCACACUUCUUUCUCUCUUUCACUCUUUCUUACUCACACUCUCUCUCAGGUCUCUAUUAAGCUCCACAGGCUGAGGAGCUCACAGCAGAGAUAUGAAGAGUGUGAAAAUGUUUGCAGCUUAUGCACUGCUGUUCCUCUUGCUGUCCUCGCUCGUCUCUCAAGCGUACAGUGCUCCAAAGGCCAGAUUCCAGCGGCGUAACUGGACCCCUCAGGCUAUGCUGUACCUCAAAGGCACACAAGGACGACGUUUCGUUUCGGUGGACAGAAACGAGGGUGACGUCUUUGACACACUCCACUUAGAAACACAGAAUGAAAACACAGAGAAUCUGAGCGUCUCCAAGGCAGCCACAGUGCUCCUCAACUUCCUUCAGCAAGCCAAAGAUGAAGGGAUGGAUAAUGGAUUAUUUUUGCAAGAUGCACCAGUUUGGAAAAGAGACUACUUCUGAGACAGUAUAAAAUAACUGAACUGUACAGUUUUAUUUAUUUCUGUUCUUUCUGUAUUAGCUCCUGUUUCAUGUAAACUCAUUCUUGUUUAAUGAUUAUAAAUGUAAAAAUACACAGAUUUUGAACUUCCUGUGUGUUUGUGGUGUUUAAUAAACCAGAUUUGCCCCAACAA
Molecule: messenger RNA, 690 nt
Organism: Silurus meridionalis
Lineage: Eukaryota; Metazoa; Chordata; Actinopteri; Siluriformes; Siluridae
Gene: spx
Product: spexin hormone
Exons: 6
Coding region: 167-520 (117 amino acids)
Molecular function (GO): neuropeptide hormone activity
Source: RefSeq, a predicted model, not a curated record